Molecule: messenger RNA, 1471 nt
Organism: Kockovaella imperatae
Lineage: Eukaryota; Fungi; Basidiomycota; Tremellomycetes; Tremellales; Cuniculitremaceae
Exons: 5
Coding region: 241-1359 (372 amino acids)
Biological process (GO): endoplasmic reticulum calcium ion homeostasis
Cellular component (GO): endoplasmic reticulum
Molecular function (GO): calcium ion binding
Source: RefSeq, a predicted model, not a curated record
CGCCAUGCUCUGUAUCCCGCUGCCUCUUCUUGAUCAGCAUCACCCGGGCUUAAUUCAGGCUGAUAGACCCAAAGUGCCACACUUGGAGCUCCACUUCUGUGUUGUGAUCUCCCAUUUCCGGCUUUUCCUUCUUUCCGCUUCUAUGGAUCUCCUCCCUGACCCAAUAAAUCAAGUCUUUGAUCAACUCUUGUGUUCGGCAUUGUACAUAGCAUCCAGCUCAACGAGUGAGCUCUGCCCAACAUGUCCAAUUGGGUUCAGAUCCUCAACUCCCUCAACCCGCCUAUGGCACCGGUUGCUGGGACCUACGACGGUUUGGAGUACAAAUGGAAGAUGUUUGUCUUCAGGCCAGCCUUGUUCAAACGAGAAGCCAUAGUCGUGUCUGUUCUGGGAGCGUACCUCUUGUGGUUCUACGCUGUCGGCUACUUGUCAUACUCGAGAGCAACAAAAACGUUCGACCGAUUCAAACCGCUCCUCAAGAGCAAUUUCUCCAGCUUUUACAAGCUUGUCCAUUCCGGUCCAGGCCAACACUUGCAGUAUGCUACCGGUCGUCGAAACAUCAUCUCCCUCCACGGAACCCUCAUGCUUUAUCCCUUCCACGAUCUCUUUGGACUCAUCGUCCGACUCGUCAAGAUGAUUAUCGAGCCGACUUUUGAUGGAAGCGAAUCGCUCUCCUGGAAUCUGACCCUCGGUCGUGGAGAGACUGGACUUCAAGGUGACGGACUUGGAGUCUGGGCUGUUGUAGACAAGGGCAGCAUUAGACAAAUUCGCGCUGAUCGAUGGGAUCUCUCCUUCCCUAAACUCCAUGAGCACGCUUCGGUUCCCAAGAAUUUUCAACUCUUCUCGGAGCAUUCUGAAAUCUCUGAGAUCCUCUUCAAGACGCCCAAUGUCGGUCUCGCCGAGCUGCUCGCCAACCCAGCAGCGACCAAGGUCCUCAAGUUCUUCUUGAUCACCGACCAGCCUGCCAAGCGUCCCACUAAAGCUCUUGCUGCCAAAUUUAAGGCACGAGAGAUCGUCCUGUCAUUCCGAAAACCCUCUUCUGCCGAUGACUACGCUGCUGUCAACGCCUGGCUACAAGUCGCUUUCAACGUCGCUGAUCUUUUGGGCAAGGGACCUACCCGAUCUGAUAUCGCCAAAAAGCUCUCAUCCACCCGAGGCAACGUUGAUGGUGACCUCACCAAGGCCUACAACAAGGAACAGGCGGAGGACAACCCAGAGAUGACCGCUGAAGAGAAGAAACUCGCAAAGAAGAAGGCCGCUAGGGAGCAGUUGAGCGAGAAGGAGCUCAAGAAGCUGGAGGAGCUGGAGAAGAAGCGAGAGAUGAGGAAAAUGGCCAAGAAGCAGGGAUACAAAGGCAACUAGGCUGCGCAUAUACCGCCGCAGGCGGGGGCAUGGACCUGGCCUGUUUUAGAGCAAUGUUCAAUGGCAAUGGCCCUCCACCCAAAAUCCUGUAAAAAGACCAAAUGCAUCACAU